UACUAGUUACUAACUAGGUAAUGAGUGAAGUAACAUCUGAUCUGACCUGAUCUCUUUCACAAAGAGUAAAGGUAAAGGGGAUGAAUCUAUCUAUCUAUCUAUCUAUCUAUCGGCAGUAGCAGUGGCAUUGGCAGAUUAGAUAGAUGGAGCGGAAAGGGAGGGAGAGCCCGGUCUCUAUCCGGCAGUGGAGCAGUGAUUCUGGGAAUGUGAUAUCGUCUCCAUCACAUUCACAUUCACAUUCACGUAAUGGGCAUGCUAGGUCAUCCUCCCUCACUGGAACCGGAAUUUCAACCAUCAAAAGGACUCAGAAUGUUGCUGCCAAAGCCGCCGCUCAACGCCUUGCCCAGGUUAUGGCUUCUCAGACUGCCGACAAUGAAGAAGAUGACGACGAUCUAGGAUUUCGCUAUACUGCUCCUCCACCUCUCUCUAUUUCCAGGCACUCCACUUCCACUCAUAGAUCUUCAUCUCCUGCGUUAGCUCGGAACCACCUUGUAGAUGAAUCUAUGUAUCUUCGUCCACCACCACCUAAUACUAAUACCAACAGACCACCUUUAAGCCAGCGGACUCCAGCUCCAAUUGACCCUCCCCCUCCCAUUCAUAAUAAUAAAAGAUUUCCGUUUGAUACUGGACUUGUUCAACCAAAAGAUUCAGGAGAUCAGCGUCAGGCUUCUGCACUUCGUGAUGAGGUUGAUAUGCUACAGGAAGAAAAUGAAAGUAUUCUUGACAAGCUCAGACUUGAGGAAGAGAGUUGCAAAGAAGCCGAGGCUAGAGUUAGGGUGCUUGAGAAGCAGGUUGCUUCCCUUGGAGAAGGUGUAUCUUUGGAAGCUAAACUCUUGAGCAGAAAGGAAGCCGCAUUGCGUCAAAGAGAGGCUGCACUUAAAAAUUCCAGAGACUGUAGGGAUGGAGUUGAUACAGAAAUCACAUCUCUACAGGCUGAAGUUGAGAAUGCCAAAAUUGAGACUGAGGCUGCAGUGAGACAGCUAAAUGGAGCUGAAUCUGAAGUGAAAGCUCUUCGAUCAAUGACACAAAGAAUGAUAUUAACUCAGAAAGAAAUGGAGGAAGUUGUUCUAAAGAGGUGUUGGCUUGCUCGUUAUUGGGGGUUAGCAGCAAAAUAUGGCAUCUGUGCAGAUGUUGCAGUUUCCAAGUACGAACUCUGGUCAUCCUUAGCUCCUCUUCCAUUUGAGGUCGUUGUUUCUGCAGGACAAAAGGCUGAGGAGGAAUGCUGGGAAAAAGGCGAAGAUGCAAUGGAGAAGCGCAGCAAACUUGUUCCAGAUCUGAAUGAUCUUAUUGGAGAAGGAAAUAUUGAAAGUAUGCUUUCCGUUGAAAUGGGACUGAAGGAGCUUGCUUCUUUAAAGGUUGAGGAUGCUAUUGUGCAAGCAUUAGCCCAGCAGCGGCGUCCAAAUUCUGCUCGACAAUUAGUCUCAGAUAUUAAAUCACCUGGGGACCCUAAGUUUAUGGAAGCUUUUGAACUUAGUCCAGAGGAAUCUGAGGAUGUUCUCUUCAAGGAGGCUUGGCUGACAUAUUUCUGGAGAAGAGCCAAGGCUCACAGUAUAGAGGAGGACAUUGCCAAAGAUCGUCUUCAUUUUUGGAUUGGUCGGAGUGGGCAUUCGCCUACCUCACACGAUGCUGUUGAUGCCAAAACCUGGAUGUGUCAACCCAGUAUUACACUAAUUUGCUGGGAAGAAAAGGCUCAGUUUAGGUGUAACCAGUAACAUAUGGCUUGGGUUUAUGUUUUGAGAAUUGUGGUUUGAUACGAAACGGAAAGUAAGAAUUUUAAAUGCCAUUGCAUCUCCUUGUUUUCUUUCUGUCUUUGAGUUUUGUAGUCAAUAACCAUUUAUUACACUAAGCACCAAUCAUAUGUGGCCACGUGAGGAUUCUUAUGUUUCGAAACUUUCCCUGUCCGUAUUAAAUAGCAGUCCUCUUAUGUUUUACUACAGAUCACCUUUAUUCGCCGAAGAUAUAGUUAACACUCCUUAUUAUGUGCAAGAAGACUUGGUUGAGGACAAUCAUGGAGACUUAAAGGAGUGUUUUUAAGUUGGAGACCUAAGAUUGCACUUCAAAAACAUAAAUACCACAUCUAAAUUUCUCCAAUUAUGUCGGUCCUCUCACAAAUACAUCACAGAUAAUGCUUUAAUUUCACCUCCAUUGAUGACGACUUUAACUAGGCUAAGAGAUGAACUCUUGCUUAAUAUUCUCAGGAAUUUGCAUGGUCUUAAUUAUAUG
Messenger RNA from Lotus japonicus, 2223 nucleotides. Its product is annotated as coiled-coil domain-containing protein SCD2-like. The transcript is spliced from 17 exons. Gene Ontology annotation, biological process: cytokinesis by cell plate formation. Bases 144 to 1712 code for a protein of 522 amino acids. The record is from RefSeq and is a predicted model, not a curated record. Lineage: Eukaryota; Viridiplantae; Streptophyta; Magnoliopsida; Fabales; Fabaceae.